This is a messenger RNA of Acytostelium subglobosum LB1, 711 nucleotides long. RefSeq lists its product as hypothetical. The coding region runs from base 1 to 711 and encodes 236 amino acids. NCBI's taxonomy places the organism in Eukaryota, Evosea, Eumycetozoa, Acytosteliales, Acytosteliaceae. Gene Ontology annotation, cellular component: ubiquitin ligase complex. The record is from RefSeq and is a predicted model, not a curated record. Gene Ontology annotation, biological process: protein neddylation; positive regulation of ubiquitin-protein transferase activity. Gene Ontology annotation, molecular function: ubiquitin conjugating enzyme binding; ubiquitin-like protein binding; cullin family protein binding. The transcript is spliced from 5 exons.
AUGGUUAGAAAGGCUUCAACAACAACUACAAAGGUCACAAUUCCACCAAAGACCCAAGAGAGUAAAAAGAGGAAGAACGAGGAUGAUAUUGUACAUCAACCUGUGAAGAAACUUGUUACGAGUGGCAAGUCACCUAUAUGCGCACUGUUUGAGAAGUACCAAGACCCAGCCGACAAGUCAAUAAUAGGUCCAGAUGGAAUAACGAGUUUCUGUCAUGAUCUAGGCCUUGCCCCUGACAGUAUUCAAGUGUUGAUACUAGCAUGGACAAUGAACGCAAAGAAGAUGGGAUACUUUACAUAUGAUGAGUUUAAGGUUGGAUUCGAGCAACUGAGAUGCAAUGACCUGCCGAACCUAAAGAGGACACUGCAAACAAUGACACAUCAAAUCAAGCUGGACCCAAUCAAAUUCUCAGAGUUAUACAAGUUCUCCUUCCGCUUCGCCAGUGAGAUUGAGAGUAAGAAGUCUGUUGAUCUCCAGAUUGCAGCAGAGAUGCUCGAGUUGGUCCUACCGGACGGUCCACAUACCAAAUCCUUUAUCAAAUUCCUAAGAAACACCAAGUCAUAUAAAGUGAUCAACAUGGAUCAAUGGGUUUGCUUCUUGGAGUUCUCAAAGACUGUCAAAGGUGACCUAUCCAACUAUGACGAAUCUGAAGCAUGGCCACUGCUCAUUGAUGACUUUGUAGAGUUCACCUCAAAUGAUGGAAGAAAGUGA